AGACGAGGAAUUGGUCUUUCUCCUUCGAUUUAAAGGAUCCAUCUUUGAUUCUGGGUUAGGAUUCGAAGGCUUCUAUUGUUUAAUUGCAAAACAUUCAAUUCAGUUGGAGGAACUUGUUGUGACUUAUGUCUAUGAGAAGUUCUGCUAGAGAUUCGAUCAGCAAUUUGCCAGAUGAGAUACUUGGCAAAAUCUUGUCUUUGCUUCCGACAAAAGUGGCUGCUUCGACAUCUGUUCUGUCCAAGAGGUGGAGGAAUCUGCUGGGUCUUGUAGACACCCUUUCCUUUGAUGAGUCGAUGGUUGUGUAUCCCAACGAAGAAGAAGCAACAAGUGGUUUACUUCGCUUCUGUGAUUUCGUAGACAAGACAUUUACUCUGUUAAGCAAUUCUCACAUCAAGAAGUUCUCUCUGUCUCGUGUACAUAACUAUAACGAUGAUGUGGACGGUAUUGUCCAGCGUUGGAUUCGGACUGCAAUGGAACGCGGUUUAUUGGAAAUACACUUGCACGCCACCCCCUGGUCUGCUAUUGCCAUAGAAACUAAGCUGUUAACAAGCAACACACUGGUUAAGCUCACGCUAUCCGCUCGAUGUUUUGUUGAAGUAGACUGUGUGUUUUUCCCUGCCCUCAAAUCACUUUCUCUCAUCUCAGUUCGGUGUGAUCAUCCCAACUAUCUACGGCUCAUCGAUGGCUGCCCUGUCCUGGAAGAAUUAUACAUGCGUGAUGGUGAUUAUCCGAUGUUGCAGCAAACUUGUGGUACCAACGUGGAAAGUGCAUCUAUUAAGCGACUUGUGAUUUUUACCCAUAAUCCAGAUGAUACACAAUGUCACCAACUUAUUUAUUUUGAAGCACCAAGUCUUGUCUACCUUGACUAUUCCAGUUAUGUCUCAGAACAGUAUCAGAUUGUUGAUUUGGUUGUUGUCGAAGCCAGGCUGAGUCUCAGGUUAUGGGUGUCAACUAAUGAUUAUGAUUAUUCUGACGAUGAUGAUGAUGAUGACGAUGAUGAUGGUUAUGAUAUUUAUGAUGAACCAAAGGCGGCUAUAUUUGGUGAUGUUACAAAACUGCUUGCGGCUAUAGGCAACAUUACGACCCUUCACAUGUCUCCUGAUUCCCUUGAGGUGUUUCAUUUCUGCUGUAAAUCCAUGCCCGUGUUCAACAACCUCCUUAAUUUAUCUAUUGAGAGUAACAAGGAAAAAGGUUGGCAAGUAAUGCCACUUCUCCUCAAGAGUUGUCCAAAUCUACAUACUUUAGUCAUCAAGGGUCUUGUGCACAGAAUAACAAAUAGAUGUGGAGAUGCAUGCGCUUGCAUCCCUAAGAAGCAGAGGAAGAUUGUGAAGAAUGAGGAGGCAUUAUGUUGUCUGUGGACAUGUCAAGUGAAGGUGCUACAGAUUUUAGAGUAUGGAGGUUCUUUUCAAGAGCUGGAACAGAUGAGACAUUUCUUGGGCAAGUUGGAAUGUCUUGAAACCGUGAAAGUUGGUGUUCACGCAAAAAACAACAACAGCACUGAGUUCUUGCAAUCUAAUCUGCUGACUCUCCCCAUAUUUUCAUCAAAGUGCAACAAUAUCCAAUUCAUCUGACCUCCUCUCUCCUCAUCUUUCUCGGUUAGAUUACAAUGUGAAAGUACCUUAACAUGAAUAUGAUUAUAUCACUAAUAUAUCAUUAAAGUUACAUAAUACAUUUUCUUCUUCAUAUGAUGUUGUAAGCUAGUGGAACCAUACUCCUGUUGCCACAAAAUAAAAGUACCAUGUAGUAAA
Messenger RNA from Arabidopsis lyrata subsp. lyrata, 1748 nucleotides. Its product is annotated as F-box/LRR-repeat protein At1g48400-like. The record is from RefSeq and is a predicted model, not a curated record. NCBI's taxonomy places the organism in Eukaryota, Viridiplantae, Streptophyta, Magnoliopsida, Brassicales, Brassicaceae. Gene Ontology annotation, molecular function: protein binding.